Messenger RNA from Tyto alba (common barn owl), 4583 nucleotides. It is a transcript of the gene CCDC14, whose product is annotated as coiled-coil domain containing 14. Bases 85 to 2922 code for a protein of 945 amino acids. The record is from RefSeq and is a predicted model, not a curated record. The transcript has 13 exons. Gene Ontology annotation, biological process: protein localization to centrosome. NCBI's taxonomy places the organism in Eukaryota, Metazoa, Chordata, Aves, Strigiformes, Tytonidae. Gene Ontology annotation, cellular component: centriolar satellite.
GCUCGGGAUUGGCCAGUUCCGGGGCGCGCGCCCCACGGGAGAGGGUGGGUGGCCCCGCCCCCGCGCCGGCCGGUUGCUGGGGCAAUGGCGGGGCGGGGGGCUGCGCGGCCCUGCAAGGUCCUGUCUUCUGGAAGGCUGACAGGAGCAGCUAAAUUAAAUGGAAGAAAACAGUUUGGUUUAAGGAAAGGAUGCCAUUCUGAUGUGGAAUCUGGAUAUUCUCUCUAUUCCACUGACUCUGACGAUCAGGUUGAUACUAUUCAUAAUGGACUUGACCGUUGUGCAGCUUUACUGAAGAAUAUCUUACAAAAUGAGGCUACAGGAAGGGAGACUAUCCAUAAACAACCUGGGAAGAGAACUUCCGUUAAAAUUACUUCCAAGCCUUUGCUAACCAAAGGAAAUACUUCCAAGAAGAAAGGAUUGAAAAAAAACGUUACUCAUGCCCACAUCCAAAAAGAAACUGUGCCAACAUCAGGUAGAAAACUUGUCUCGUCCGCCACACCUUCUACUGAGAAGGAACUUUCCAGUGCAAUACAGAAUCAGACAGUUCAGCCAAUUCAUGUGCCUUGCAGUCAACACUCUCCGGUGAUGCAUCAGAAACUGUGCAACCAUGUGCAAACUCAGAUGUCUCUGAUAAGUGGCCAGCCACGACAGAACAGUAAUGAAAUUCCUGCUGUAUCGCCUUUUCCUACCUCAAACCAUGGAUGUCAAAAUGUUACAGCUUGUAACUAUCGAUUACCUACUUCCCCAUCAGGUCUGUCCCUGCAGCAUUCAGCUAAUCCCUUACAUACUCAGUCAGAUGUUCCUGUAGACAAGGGCAAUGAAUGUGUGCAAGAGAUGGGAGCACCUGUGGUUUGCCCAGUAGUUUCUUCUGCUUCUACUACUGCUGCGCAAAUACAGUCUGCCACUGCUCUUCCUAGUGUGAUCCCUUGUAUGGCACCGAGUGCGUCAAGUAACGCUACAAUGCGUACGUUCAUCUCGUCUUCUGGCAGAGAGAUGACCUCAAACCAUGAGCAACAUAUAAAGGAAGCAGAUUUGAUAAGAUGCAUACAAGCUCACCUGGCCCUGUUACAAUCCCAUGGAAUGAUGAACGGCAGGACUGAACAGAAGUGCCAUCAUCGUUGUCCAGCAAAACAUAAUGCUUCAAGUAACACGGAGAAGGAUAGUUCUGAAGAACACAGUGAGGACAUGGUCAAUGAAGAAGAUGAAUUGAGUGUACCUGACAUAGCCCCAGUGAGGGAUGCAAGCUGUAAGACAAGUUUUGUGAAGAAAGUUCUGAAAUCUAGAAAAGAAAGUCCAGAAGAAACAGCCCAUAAAGUUAAGACUGUAAAAUAUCUUAUGGGAGAGCUUAGAGCACUGAUAACUGAUCAAGAUGAUUCAGAAAUGUUAAGGUUGAUGAGUGAUAUAGAAGACUGCAUAUCAUUGCUCCCAUCGGUAAUGGGAAGUACAAAUAUACAAGCUGAAAUAGCACUAGCUUUGCAGCCUCUCAGAAGUGAAAAUGCCCAGCUGCGUAGGAGACUAAGAAUAUUAAACCAGCAACUGAGCGAACGAGAAAGAAGUGAGAAGACAUCUGGACAGAGCUGCAACUAUGAAUUAGUUUCUUUGCAAUCCUUGAAUAUGAUGCUCCAGAGUCAAUUGAAAGAAUCACUGAAAGGCCUUGAGUCACUGCAGGCUAAAAAUGAAGAACUACUUAAAAUAAUAGAAAGUCAGAAAGAGGAAAAUAGACAUCUUGCAAAAGAUAUUCAAGAUAAAGAACAAGAAUUGCUUGAAAACAAGCAGCAUUAUGACAUUCAUUCCACCAAGCUCAAGAUUGAAGUGGAAGAGGCAUUAGCAAAUGUGAAGGGCCUUCAGUUUAAACUGGAAGCUUCAGAGAAAGAAAAUAAGAUUUUGGGCAUAACAUUACGUCAGCGUGAUGCAGAAGUUAACAGACUGCGUGAAUUAACCAGAACGUUGCAGAGCAGUAUGGCCAAGCUUCUCUCUGACCUCACAGUCGACAACAUUAGACCCAAACCCGAAAACAGUCUCUCAAAGUCUCUUUUGGAAGACCAUGAAAAGCAGAUGCAACCUGAUCCAUUUCCUGGGAGUACUUCAGUAAUGACUUACCUUAAAAAAUUAGAAAUUGAUCAUAUUUUGACAGAUACAGAACUUCAAUUUUCAAAUAAGAGUGGAGAGUUAGAAAUGCAAAAUGUAGGCUAUGAAAAGUUUGCUGCUGAAGGAAGUAAAAUAAACAGUACGUUCUCAGAAGAAGAAGGAACAUCAGCUCCCAGAAUACUACUAACCUCACUGAAGCAAGAUGCAGAAACAGUUAGUGAUUCUGGGACUUUACUAGAUGACCAGAACAAGUUGGAUGAGACUCUUUAUAUUCCACUGACUAGCAGUGCCUCUAAAAAACAGCAGCCAAUCUCUGAAAGAACUAGCAUGCUACCCCAAAGUAGAGGGGCUUGUAAGAUGUUGGACUACCACUGCGAGUUCUCAAACUGUGUGCAGCAGAAUGCAUGUGAGAUAUCAAAGGAUUCAACUAUUCUGGAUAAAUUAAGUGCUGGGUACUGUGGGAAAAAGACUGUGGAAAACACACUUGAAGUUACAGGGGAUAAAGUGAAGCCAGAAGGAGACAAAGUCCAAGUGAGGCCAAAGGGCACUCCAAGUGCAGCUGCAAAAGACUUCACAGACCAACGUUAUCCUGGUACUUACCCUCGCGUACCUAAGCUAUCUCCAAAAGAGAUUUCUCAGAAAAAAGGCAGUGAAACAGCUGAUUUUAGUUCCAUUUCAUUUGAUGACAUAUCAGGGAAGUCUGAGUGGAGUGCAUCUUCUUUCUCAACAUUUACUUCUCGAGAUGAAGAGGACUUUAAGAAUAGCUUAGCAGCCUUGGAUGCCAACAUAGCCAAGUUACAAAGAACUCUGCAAAAUAGCAUUAUGAAACAAUGAGUGCAAGGAAAAAAAAUGGCGUGCACUUGAUUGGAUUGUUUAGGAUUUUCUGAGUUAUAUUAAUAAGUAUGAUACUGAUACGAAUAUUUGGGGGUUUUGGUAUGGAAUGACUUGUUCCUAGAUGUUUAAAUUAUGGAUGGGGUUUGUUCCUCAUUAAGCCGUGGUGCUGCUUCUCUUAAUGUGUGCAACUUGAAAUAACUGGCAUAAAUGCCUUUUUUUAAAUUGUGACGUAGGUUUAUACCCUUUAAUUGCAACAUUAAUUCUUAGAAUAUAACUUGAUAACUGUUUAAGAAACCAGUGUGCUGUUGGCAAUACAGUUUUUCUAUUAAAUGAUAAAAUACAAUUGUGUGUUUUUUCAAAGUGGUAAGAACAACAGAGAGAUGCAUUUGAAAUCAGUUACAGGUGUGAUAGAGAAAUUUUUAUUUCAUUGUAAUUUGACUGUUAUAAAAUUGGAUGCAUAGUUAUUUUCCUUAGUUAUGACCAUGUGUUUCAAGAAACUAGUUCCUUGUUCAGGUUCACCACGAAGGUGUGCAAACAGUAGCAUCAACAUCAGAGAAACAGGUGAACAUGACUUCUUAUUCAGCUGCAUUGCUGCUUAAUCCAAAUGGGCUUUAAUCAAGAAGUGAAAAUUUAACUGGUGAAAGUGGAGCUGCCUUGAACAUAAAAUGUGUUUCACCUUGACUAGGUAGGUCUCUUCGAGUUGGUUUGUUGUUUUGUUUAAAGAGGAACUUAGGUGCAGAAGGUUAAAUUAAACUUCCUUGAUUACUCAUUCUUUUUUUUCUUCCCCAGAGAACGAUUAAAGGGUACAAUAGGUGGGCAAGAGGUUCCACAGGUAGAGGCCGGGGAGGAACUAGCUGCAGAGCAGCUCUGCAGGAACAUUGAGAGUUACAAUUUCUAAGUCAAGAUCAUGCUGUCCCAAAAAAAUAUGCAGCCAUCAUACGGGAUUUGCAGUGUAUAGCAGAACCUAUAAAAUACAUGAAGUAAUACUUUUUUUGUUCAUCACUGGUAAAACUCAGUUUUCAGUUUUGAGCAUUGUACUUGAAGAAAGAAGUUGCUUAAGUGGAGAGUCCGGAUGAGGGCAAGAAAAGAACCAUCAAAGUUCUGUUCUUUUCUACAAUGCUGUUUUAGUUCAUAGUUUUUACAAAUGUUUGAUUUUUAUCUAAAGUAAAAGAGAAUAUAGUACCAGUGGAUAAACACAGAACAAACUGAUGCUGAGAAACAGAAGCAGUAACAGGCUUCAGCUGAGACAAAGGAGACAAACUGGGCAUUAGUGAAAGCUGGCAAACCAGUACAGUUAGCCAAGCUCUAGAACAUAGUGAGGAAGUUUCUAGAACACAGUGUGAGGAAGUCCUAGAACUUCCCCAGUAGCUGAGGUGUUAAACAUCUCCUGGGCAUAAAUAUGGAGUCUGGGCUGAGCCACCCAGAUUGGCUCUUAAAGGGAUGUGAAUGGACUGGGGAAAGAUCCCAGUACAUAGUUCUUGACAGGGCUUUUCCAGAUCUCAGUGUCAAGAAUACAUAUCAUGCAAGUUUUUAAGUUACAGGUGUGGGAAGGUGGUGCUACUGCUACCAUUCUGUUCCUCUUACACCCUCAGCAGUGCUUGAAGGCUGUUUCUUGUUACUCAUGGUUAUUCGGGAAAGUAUCUUUGAAAAGGGAACAGCAG